AUGGCACUCCCACCCCCCCCCCCCAAAUCUGAGCCAACCAUUCACCAUCAUCAUCUUCAUCUUCUUCACCAUCACCAUCACCAUAACCUCCAUAACCUCCAUCACCAUCACCUCAGCACCGCCAGCCACCUCCCUUCACCACAACCUCCUGCGACAACCUACACCACUGCGCCCCUUUCUCUUCUUCUUCCCCUCUUCUCACUUCCGCUGAGCCCAGAAACCACAGCGCCAGCUCCUCCUCUCCACCAAAGCCCAGAGCGGCGGCGGCCACCUUCUCCAUUCCUGGGUCUCCUCUCAUCUGCCACCAAACAGCCGCGACACCCAACCUUCUCCGCAGUGUCCUUACGGCGUUCCAACCCGUCACCACUCCCCUGUCCGAACCCUAGCUCCGCUUCAUCCAACGAAGACACAGAUGAAGGCAAAGAUGAACGUGACAAGCACGUGCUGGUUCCCAGGAAGCCUCAACUGCAAAUGGUUUCCAAACCCUCGUCUUCUUCAUCUGAAGUCGAAUCGGAUUCGGAGCCCGAGCCUGAGUCUCAAUUGGAAAACGCUAAACCCUCUUCAAAGUUGAAGUCUCAACCUUCGUCUGCUGUCAGCAAGCCAAAUCCGGAUCAAAGCGCGCAGCCAAGAACAAAGGUUUUCAGUGAGAAAGAUGAGAAGGCUGGGAAGAGUACCCCAAAGAAGGCACUAGUGCCUUUGGAUUCAAGUGAAGGUAAAAGGAUGAGUGAAUUGUGUGGGACUGGUUUAGCUUUAACUUCAAUGUUGAGGUACGAUGGGACUUUUGGUGAGCCUUACGGUGAAGGUUAUAUUAGAAAGGGAAUAUAG
Messenger RNA from Arachis ipaensis, 825 nucleotides. The record is from RefSeq and is a predicted model, not a curated record. NCBI's taxonomy places the organism in Eukaryota, Viridiplantae, Streptophyta, Magnoliopsida, Fabales, Fabaceae.